This is a messenger RNA of Strigops habroptila (Kakapo), 3698 nucleotides long. RefSeq names its product F-box and leucine rich repeat protein 13 (gene FBXL13). Gene Ontology annotation, biological process: SCF-dependent proteasomal ubiquitin-dependent protein catabolic process. The record is from RefSeq and is a predicted model, not a curated record. The coding region runs from base 18 to 2396 and encodes 792 amino acids. Gene Ontology annotation, cellular component: SCF ubiquitin ligase complex. The transcript is spliced from 21 exons. Gene Ontology annotation, molecular function: protein binding. NCBI's taxonomy places the organism in Eukaryota, Metazoa, Chordata, Aves, Psittaciformes, Psittacidae.
GCUGUGCCCAGCGCGCCAUGGAUUCCCUCAGGACGGCGAGCCCGGAGCUCCGAGCUUACUUCAGCCGCCACGACCUCCUCGACGUGUACGAGGUGCUGCUUUGUGCUGUAAUUGGUAUGCGCCCAGAAGAUCCACUUAAGUUUUUAGAAGAAAAGCUCAGAGAAAUAAUGGAAAAGGGAUUAGAUACUGUCUUAUGGUGUAUGUGUGCUGAUCUAUCUUUACACCCAAAAUUUAAGAGGAUUUCAGAAACGUACCUGAACACUGUUUUUGGACUAGAUGUUGAACAACUGGUAACUGAAGAAUGUGCCAAAGCAUGGGGCUUUUACAGCAGAAACUUAAUGAAGGUGUAUUUUGGAGGAUGGUUAAAAUAUCACCUGCUGAAAAAGAAUAAAAGAAAGAAGGCAGAGCAGAAGGUGGCUUUAGCUGUAGACCAUUAUAACAUGCAAAUAGUAAGAGUUAUUAUACAGAAGUGGAGCGUGUGGGUGCACAUUCACAAGCAAAAAAAGACAUUGGCAGUGAAGAGAUUGCAACAGAUCUUUAAUAAAUUAUAUUUAAAUGCUGUCAUGAAGGCUUGGCAUGCAGAGGCCCACAGUUCUUCAGAAACAAAAGCAUAUUUUGAGAGUUUGGCAAAGGAAAGUCAGAAAGACUGUUGUGAAUCAGGUGAUCUUACCAGCAGCCAUGAAACAUCCCCUUUACCAGAAAAAGCCUUGUUACAGAUUUUCCGUUAUGUAAAUUUGGUUGAUCUGGCAAGAUGUGCUCAAGUUAGUCAAACGUGGAUGCUACUAUCUCAGCACAGUUCAAUAUGGAGUGACAUUGAUUUUUCAUCAGUGAAGCAUAAAGUUCAGGACGAAAUAGUAGUAAAUAUUUUGCAGAGGUGGUGUCCAUAUGUUUUACACUUGAAUCUUCGAGGUUGCUGUUCUCUUCACUGGCCUACCUUUAAAAGUAUUAGUGCGUGUAAGAAUUUGCAAGACUUAAAUCUCUCUGAAUGCCAGGGAUUAAAUGAUGAGUCAAUGAGAGUCAUAUCAGAAGGUUGCAGAUCUCUUCUCUAUUUAAAUCUGUCAUAUACAGAUAUUACUAAUGGAACACUACGACUAUUGCCAAGCAGCUUCCCCAAUUUACAGCAUCUGAGUUUAGCUCACUGCAGAAAAUUCACAGACAAAGGUUUACUGUACCUGGGCACUGGAAAAGGCUGUCACAAGCUCAUCUAUUUGGACCUUUCAGGUUGCAUUCAGAUUUCAGUUGAUGGCUUCAGAAAUAUUGCCAGUGGCUGCACUGGGAUUCAGAAUUUGCUGAUCAACCAAAUGCCAACUCUUACAGACAGAUGUAUUCAAGCUCUGGUUGAAAAAUGCCAUCAGAUAAUGUCUGUUGUCUUUCUUGACUCUCCACAUCUUUCUGAUACAACUUUUAAAGCCCUUGCUGAAUGCAAACUGCUCAAGGUCAGCAUUGAAGGGAAUAACCAAAUUACUGAUUUAAGUUGCAAGUUCAUGGGUAAAUGCUGCCCAUACAUCAGGCACAUUCAUAUGGCUGAUUGCCAGAAAAUUACAGAUGCUGGUCUUCAGAUGAUUUCACCACUGAAGCAUAUUCUUGUACUGAAUGUAGCAGACUGCAUAAGAAUCAGUGAUGAGGGUGUAAUGCCAUUUGUACAAGGUUCUUCAGGAGCUAAGCUAAGAGAGCUGAAUUUGACUAGUUGUAUUCAUGUCACUGAUGCUUCUGUCAGAGAAAUAGCACAAAGAUGUCAUGAAUUGACCUACCUAAAUCUGUGUCACUGUGAAAAUGUGACUGAUGCUGGAAUUGAAGCCUUGGGAAAUAUAUCAUCAUUGAUAUCCCUUGAUAUCUCUGGAACCAGAAUCUCAGAUACGGGUUUGAGGGCUCUUGGCUGCCAUGGAAAAAUAAAGGAACUUUCUAUAUCAGAAUGCAAAAACAUCAGUGAUACUGGGAUUCAGGAGUUCUGCAAGGGCACAAAAUACCUGGAGCACUGCCAUGUCUCCUGCUGCCCGCAGCUGACGGAUGAAGCUGUGAAGACAUUGGCAUUUCACUGCCAGAGACUAACAUCUGUCAACCUAGCGGGUUGCCCAAAGAUGACUGAUACCUGUAUCAAAUACUUGGCUGCAGCCUGCUGUUAUCUGCACUUCUUGGAUGUCUCUGGUUGCAUUCAUCUUACUGACAAAGCACUGAAAUGUCUUUGGAAAGGUUGUCAGCAACUCCAGGUUCUCAAGAUGCUGUACUGCAGAAAUAUUACCAAACAAGCUGUCCUGAAAUAUACAGCCAAACUGGAGAAACAAGAACAUAGUGAUGCUGACCCUCCUUCCUGGCUCGGAUACGACCGGGACGGCAACAUACUCACCUUCACCAAAACACACGCACUGGAGCCUGAACAAACAAAUUCCUCAAAAUGAAAAAUGAAGAAAUUAUGCAACAUCUUCUACAGUUCCAGGGUUUUCACUAGACCACGAAUGAACACUGUAUUAUUUUUCUUAAGACUAAUCAUACUUGAUAAAAGGCUGGUUGUUGGAUUAGGAAGAAAGCACUACAGAUCUUUCUCCCAGGCGGGUGUCUGCUUUCAAGCAAGGCAGCUGCGCUGAAACAGCUUUGCUAACUUUCAGAUCUUGGUUCGAGCUGUCUUCAUCUUCCAAUAAUGAGAAGCUUUUGUAGUCCCCUGCAGUGAGCAAUAACUACGUCUGCAUGUGUUUGGGGUUCUUGUUUGCCAUGAGGGUCCUCUCCAGGACAUAAACACUCUGACUCCCCACAGAACAUCACACUUGGCACGGCUGGUACUCAUCAAGUACAGUGUUCCUGAGCAGAAGAACAGUGCAGAGGUAGUGACUACCAGCUCCCUAGCACACAGCUGUAUGUGUGCAUCUGAGCAUGGUUCUCUAUGUCUCCUGUGCACCCAGAGCCCCAGUUCUCAUAAAAGCCCCUCAGCUGGGUUCAGCUCUCCAAGCGAGCCCAUUUUCACACUUGCAGAUCUGAACUGUGCUGGCUGGCAGCUGACAGAGUCAUAAGAUGAGAAAAGUAUUAAAGGAGAAGUUUUCUCCAGUUAUGAGAACAUGUCUUCUCAUCAAACAGACAAACAAAAGUGAGCACACAUGGGAUUUGCCAUUCAAAUCCUAAUUACUGAUAACCUACUGGUCUUCCCUUGUCUGGAGGAAAAUAUAAAAUUUCACCUCAUUAAAGCAGAACAAGAUGUUACUCAAAAGCCCUUGGGGAAACUCCCAAAGAUUUCUCUUUCUUCAGCUCAUUCUUGACCUUUAUGUAAAAGUUCUAGCUGGUCUCAACAUUUAUUACCUUGGAAAGAAUAUAAUAAGAAUAGCACAAUUUUUCUGACAGCUUAUCUAAACUUCUUUCAGCAAGUAACUAAGAAUGCUAAUGCUUAAUUGCAGCUCGGUUUAGAAUACGAAUGCCUUAGCUAGCUUGCUUGCUUGCUUUUGAACAUGGAAGAAAUAACAGGCUUUCUUACUGUGCUCUCCCUUAAAACUGCUGAUGCAGCUGUCCCAAAAAGCACAAACUAAAUCAUAGGCUGACAGGCUUUGUAUGCUGGGUGAGUAAUGGAACCAUUAAGUGGAUUUGAUUUUGUGAAACAUCUACUAUGCUGGUUUUAUUUUUUGAUGCUGUGUGAUUUUAGAGGGGCUUCGCUCACUUUUGACUGCAGCAGUGCACAGAAAUCAUGAUUUGUCAGGAAAUCUAAAACCAUUACACAU